Messenger RNA from Ricinus communis (castor bean), 2910 nucleotides. RefSeq names its product transcription factor bHLH121. Bases 843 to 1793 code for a protein of 316 amino acids. Gene Ontology annotation, biological process: intracellular iron ion homeostasis. The record is from RefSeq and is a predicted model, not a curated record. Gene Ontology annotation, molecular function: protein dimerization activity; DNA-binding transcription factor activity. The transcript is spliced from 4 exons. Lineage: Eukaryota; Viridiplantae; Streptophyta; Magnoliopsida; Malpighiales; Euphorbiaceae.
CAAAUUUAACCAUUAAGUUCAACGGUUCCGGUUCGAAACGCAUACCCAAACUGGCAAGAAUUUUCUGAGACUUGGAAUGGAGAGAGGAUAAGCUAAAGUGCUACCAGAUUUUCCAAAACUGCCAAUUCCACUGCAAAAAUCUUCACUGCUCCUUCUGUUCACACAAUCAGGAGACACUUUUCUUCAUCUUCAUUAUCACCCAAUUAAAUAGAAUGGAUCAUAAUCAGAUAAAUCAAGACUCUCUCUAUCAUUUGCCCCAUCAUCAUCAAUCCAUGCAACUGCAAAUGCAAACCCCAAAUCUGUCCUUCACUGAUUUCAAUCAACACCAACAACCGCUUCUUAACCUUUCCUCUCCUUGCUCUCUUCCUAGGUCCAGGUUUGUCGUCUUUAUCUUUUUAAUGGUUCUUCACCAAUUGCUAUGCAAUUUCUUGAAAGUUUGAAGCUAAGAUAUUGUCGUUUCCUCGGUGGGUUUUUGGCUUCUUUUAUUGAAUGGUUGCUUAAUUUGCCUCAUGUCUCAAGAAACUCAACUUUUCUUUUUCUUUUUCUUUUUAUGUGUUUCAUUCUACUGUAAAAAUGGGUUUAAUCUUGGUAAUUAGAUAGAUAAUACUUUGUCAUAAUCCAUAAAUUCUUACGGCCUAAUAGGUUGUCAUAGCCACUUGCAGAAAACAGCAUUAGUUUUCUCGAAUGUAAUUUAUGAAGGGAUUUUAAUAGCAGAAAACCAAGUUAAGCAACUAAAAUUUUAAGAUAAAUUUAACUAAAAUGGAGUAUUGGAUUCAAAUGCUAGUAUUUGAGCUCAUACAGUGUAUGCAUCUGUCAAUUUUUUGUGUUAUUGUAACUUGAAAAUGCAUGAAUUGAUGGUAACCCUUGUGGGCUUCUGCAAUGUGAUCAAUUUCUGCUUUGACAGCCAAGGGCUUGAAUCAGAAGUCAAGGAUAGUGUAGCUGUAAGAAAAAGUGAGAAGGCUGAUCGUGAAAAGUUGAGGAGGGAUCGAUUAAAUGAGCAUUUUAUUGAGUUGGGGGACGCAUUAGAUCCUGAUAAGCCCAAAAAUGACAAAGCAACUAUCCUAACUGAUACUAUUCAGUUGCUAAAGGAUUUGACAUCUCAAGUCAACAAACUUAAGGCGGAGUAUGCUACCUUGUCUGAAGAAUCUCGUGAGUUGACACAAGAGAAAAAUGACCUCAGAGAAGAGAAGGCAUCUCUUAAAUCUGAAAUUGAGAAUCUAAAUAUUCAGUACCAGCAAAGAGCCAGGGCCACAUACCCGUGGGUUGCCAUGGAUCACUCAGUUGUUAUGGCUCCAACUUCUUAUCCCUUCCUUAUGCCAAUGCCAAUACCUCCAAGGCCGAUUUCUUUGCAUCCAACCAUGCAACCAUACCCCUUAUUUGGAAACCAGAAUCCUACAGUAAUCCAUAAUCCCUAUUCAAUUUUUGUUCCAUAUAUGACCCCUAGUGCCUUGGUUGAACAACAGUCCACCCAACAUGCAACUUCAUCUGCACUGCCUGCUAGUGGAUCCCAUGUUUCAGGCAAAGAAGACUCAAAGAAUAAAUCAUCAAGGGAAAGUAAGACUGGAAAAAGUUGGGACUCUAAUGAUGUCACAACAGAGCUAGAGUUGAAGACUCCAGGAUCUACAACAGAUCCGGAUUUAUCUUCAAGACAAAGAAAGUCCAAAAAAUCACUGGGGAAGGAAAAUAGUAUUACAGAUGGGAGUUCUACAAGUAGGUGUUCAUCCCGUAGUGUCCAAGAUAGCUCAUCUAGUAGCAUAGCUGGUAGCCCAAAGGCUGAUGACAUAAGCCCGUGAAAGAAGUAACAAAUAAAUAGAAAGCCAGGCUGUUCCUAUUGGCACUUAUCAUUUGUGGUUGUCUCUCUUCUUUCUUGGAUUCAUAUGGUCACUCUAGUAUUAAAUUGUUUUGAAAUCAAGUUAUUGUUCAUGCAAGUAAAGGCCGGAAGCGUUAGCUAAGAUUUGGAAAGUCUGGCCCAUUUCAUUGGAUAUUCUCUGCAUAAGUGCUGCGAGGGAUGAUACUCAGUAUCAUAUUCUAUAACUGCUUUUAUCGAUCAGAAAAAUGGUUUAAGUGUCAUUAAAUGCUAAACAUUAAUAGAGCUUGUUGGUUGUGAGAAAGCCAAGGCCGGAAGCAGCUGGAACCUUAUCAGACAAGUGUUCAGACAAGUGUCUAGCAAAGAUGAUGAUUAAUGGAAAUAAUCUAUCCAGUAGUAAAAUCGGUCCUUUCUAGGAAGCCCACGAGAAUUAAGGAAAGAACUUGACUGUACAGUAACAGAGUGAACAUGGAGAGAUUGGAUACCAAAUGUAAAUAUGUAAAUUUGUCUUUCAGUUAGUUCUUGUUUGAACUGGUGCAGAUGUGGUAUUACACUUGCGACUUUGACAAAAUCUCACAUAUAUAUUUGAUACUUUUCAUGUUCUUGCAAGGUAUACAUUUCUUUUGGCAGGGAAAUGAUUGUGAGGCCAUUUUCAUAAGUUGCAUGUAGGCUAUUGCUAACGCAAUAUUAUGUUUUCAACUUAAUAGGUUAAACAAGAUGCCUGUGUAUGAAUGGUAAAUAUUAGGAUGUGAAUGAGGAUUCAUACUGAAUGGUAAUAUGAUGUUUAUAAACACUUUUUGUAGCAACAUCCAAAAGGACUUGAAUAUGGAAAAAUACAGGGUGGCCUGCCUUUUACGAAUGCAUGAAAGGAAUCCAUUCCUAGAUAAAGGUCAAGACUCGCAAGUGAUGAAUGUGGAUAUGCAUAGAAAAGGGUCUAGUUUUGCAGACAUUACUGUUAAUAAAACCAUGACCUUGGUGGAAUUAUUUUAGGUUUUUUUAUGCAAAUUACUUUUUACGAUCAAAAAAAUUAGUUUUUACUUUUUAUUCAAAAUUUUUUAUUUAUACAGUUUUUUUUUUAAACUACAGUAUAUAGUAUUCUUUUG